Molecule: messenger RNA, 318 nt
Organism: Drosophila rhopaloa
Lineage: Eukaryota; Metazoa; Arthropoda; Insecta; Diptera; Drosophilidae
Source: RefSeq, a predicted model, not a curated record
AUGGCAGGACACUCCUGGCCAUGACUUGUAAUUUCGCUUCCUACGUCUCAUUUUUCAUAUUUCAACGCUUUGAGUGCCAUUUGGCAAAGCAAACUGGAAACGGCAACGGCGACUGGCCAACAAGGGGGAAGGAUUGGAAUGAGUGAGUGUGGGACAUGUUCUUGUGCCAACAGACAAACCUCAAAGUGGGUUCUGGAAGGGAGCUUCGAGCUAAAGAUUUUGACCGCCAUAAGCAGGGUCAGUUCUUUAAAGAAUGGUUGUUGUCAAGCAUCAGUCACCUUUUGGCAAGCAUUAUUUGCCUUUCUGAACUUAUCUUAA